Molecule: messenger RNA, 1377 nt
Organism: Guillardia theta CCMP2712
Lineage: Eukaryota; Cryptophyceae; Pyrenomonadales; Geminigeraceae
Gene: POLD2
Product: DNA polymerase delta small subunit
Exons: 11
Coding region: 1-1377 (458 amino acids)
Biological process (GO): DNA strand elongation involved in DNA replication; DNA replication
Cellular component (GO): delta DNA polymerase complex
Molecular function (GO): DNA binding
Source: RefSeq, a predicted model, not a curated record
AUGGAUGAUGAAAAGCUACUGUACAACGAAUGUGACAUCAUCUUUCAGCUUGAUAGGACGGACAUUGAUUGCGACUUUUCCACCAAGUUCGUUACCCAGCAAAAAUCUCUUGCAGCACAAUACGCAGACGUCUACUACCUCCGUCUAAUGACCUUGAAGCAUGGUUUACUGGACGAGGCACGAUCAAAGUGCAAGGUGUACAAACCCGCAAACAGGAUCCUCGACUUGGAAGUUGGGCAGAAGAGUAUGAUCGUGGGAACAUUGUUGAAAGUGAUGAAGUUCAGACCAAACAUUCUUGACGAGUUCAACAAGGACGUUGAGAAUAUCUCGAACGAGUCCUUCAAGAGGAACCACUACUCCAGCGACGAUGACUAUGUGAUCAUGGAGGACGAAAGCGGUCGAGUCAACCUGAGGUUUCCCGAAGACAACAAUAUGGCGAGGAUGCUAGUCACGGGAGUGAUUCUUGCUGCGUACGGUCAGUUGGGCGAGGAUGGAACCUUUCAGGUGGACGAGCUCCAGAAUCCUGGCCUUCCUCCUCAGAUUCCGACAGCAGGAAAGAUGGAGGGAGAGCCAAAAAUCAUACUAGUGUCUGGGUUAGAGCUCGGGAAUCCUGAUUCAGAUCCGCUGGCAGUAGACAUGCUGGUCGAUUAUAUUACUGGCAACCUUGGAGGGGUGGAGACAUUUCAAGAAAGUGCGAAAGUUGCAAAAGUCAUCAUCGCAGGGUCUUCUUGCUUCUUUUCCAGCGAAAACCGUUCCAGCGCCCUAUACCGCAAGGCUGAUCCGAGUCAGACCAGAGCAAAUCAGAAAGAAACAGCCAACCCUGUCAGAGAGCUUGACCUUCUCUUAACGAGGUUGAGCUCCUCCGUCGCUGUGGACAUUCUGCCAGGAGCAGGCGACCCAUCCAACGUCUUCAUGCCUCAGCAGCCUUUUCACAAUUGUCUUCUACCAAGUGCCAAUACAUACUCCUCCUUCCGACCGACAACGAAUCCGUGCGCGAAGGAGGAAGGAGUGAUCAUCAUCGGAACCUCAGGGCAGAAUGUCGAGGACAUUCAAAGAUGUAGCGAAGUCGAAGAUCCGCUCGAUGUUAUGCAGAAUCUGCUGCAGUGGAGGCAUCUUGCUCCAACUGCCCCCGACACCCUGCCUUGCUUUCCGGUGAAGGACGAGGACCCCUUCAUCCUCCCCCACUGCCCUCACAUUUUCUUCGCGGGAAAUCAAAAGACGUUCGGGAGCAGGACGAUCGACGGCGAGAAGGGACAGAAGUCGCUCUUAGUCUCCGUCCCCUCCUUUUCACGCACCAAGACAGCGGUGGAAGUGGACGUGCGGACUCUGACUGCUACUCCUAUCUCCUUCGGGACUGAAGCCUUCCAUCAAGACUGA